Molecule: messenger RNA, 1802 nt
Organism: Suncus etruscus (white-toothed pygmy shrew)
Lineage: Eukaryota; Metazoa; Chordata; Mammalia; Eulipotyphla; Soricidae
Gene: OTOP3
Product: otopetrin 3
Exons: 6
Coding region: 1-1722 (573 amino acids)
Biological process (GO): proton transmembrane transport
Cellular component (GO): membrane
Molecular function (GO): proton channel activity
Source: RefSeq, a predicted model, not a curated record
AUGGCACCCAGGAAUCCUCAGUCCCCUACGACUUCGUUGCUGUUCGGGGGACGCCAGCUGUCCGAGACAACGGGCCACCUCUUCUCUGGGAUGCUGGGCCUCAACAUAGUGCUUCUGGGCGCAGCCUUCAUCUGCAGCAAGAUCUUCAACAGCAAGGCCGUGACACUGCGGGACGUGGAAAUUCUGCUGGCCACCCUCAAGGUCCUGUCGCUCCUCUGGUUCCUCUGCUACAUCUCGGGCGCCAUGUCGCAGCCACAAUCCCUGCAGUGCCAGGACCCUCAUGCUGGUUCCAUCUGGGUGCGGGGUUCCCUGGUUCUCUUCGGCUGCUUCACAGUCUGUCUCAACAUCUUCCGCAUGGGUUAUGCCAUCAGCCACUUCCGCUGCAAGGAUAAGCUGGAGUUCAUCUUCCCCUUCAUUGAGAGCAUCUUCGUGGUCAUCCAGACUUGGGUUCUCUGGAAAUAUGCCAAGGACUGUGCUCAAGUCCAGACCAACUUCACCAGGUGUGGCCUCAUGCUGACUCUGGCCACCAACUUGCUGCUCUGGUUCCUGGCGGUCACUAACGACUCCCUGCACCUCGAGAUCGAGGCCGCGCUGACCAACGAGGCUGUCCCUGAGACUGGAGGAGGAGGAGAAGGAGCAACAGCAGCAGGAGCUGCCCUAUAUGAGGGUGUGCUCAACUCAGACACAGUGCCCAAUAAUUAUUUAUAUCAUGGCAACAGCUCCACCAACAGCAGCAAGUGCCUGUGUUCCGGGAUCUCCCUGUGCGAGGUCUUUCAGAAGGGCUACCUGAUCCUCUACCCGUUCAGCACCGAGUACUGUCUCAUCAGCUGCACGGUGCUCUUCGUCAUGUGGAAGAACGUGGGCCGUUCUCUGCGGUCGCACUCCAGCAUCCCCCGGCACGAGGUGCCCUUCCGCCUGCACGGGGCCAUCUUCGGGCCCCUGUUGGGCCUGGUGGCCAUGGUGGCCGGCGUGUGUGUCUUCAUCCUCUUCCAGAUCCAGGCGAGCGGCCGGCCCAUCGCGCCCUGGUCCUUCACGCUCUACUACGCCUUCUACGUGGCCAUCCUGCUGGCCAUGAUCGUGGCGUGUCUGGUGGGGAUGAUCAUCCACGAGCUGGAGGAGCGGGAGUUGGACCUGGUGGAGAACCCCACGCGCAGCCUGGACGUGGUGGUGCUCACCUGCACGGCGCUGGGCCGCAUGGGCAUCGCCUACUUCUCCCUCGUGGCCAUCGUGGCCAGCCACUCGCACGCGCUCUUCAGCCACUUGCUCCUCAGCUAUUCGCUGCUCAUCGUCAUGCAGUUGGUCACCCAGAACCUCUUCAUUGUCGGCGACUUGCACCGGCAGCCGCUCUGGGAGAUGGUGACUGGCAACCAGGCGGCAGGCAAGCAGACCACGGAGGACAAGUCGGAGCAGAACCACGGGGUGACCCUAAAGAACCUGCGCCAGAGCCUGCAGCCCUUUUCGCUGGCCUACUUUCACUCUUACAGCAACUUGAGCUGGAAGCGGCGGGGGCUCAAGGAGAUCUCCCUGUUCCUCAUCUUCUGCAAUAUGACUCUGUGGGUGAUGCCAGCCUUCGGGAUUCACCCCGAGUUCAAGAAUGGACUGGAGAAAGAUUUCUACGGCUAUCACACUUGGUUCACCAUCGUCAACUUUGGCCUGCCCCUGGGGGUCUUCUACCGCAUGCACUCUGUGGGGGCGCUGAUGGAGGUCUACUUGGGGGCCUGAGACUGUCUGGGAGGCCCAGCAGCAAUCAGAACCCCAAAACGCUGCCCCUGGAAAAGAGGCAGCCCAGAGUAGGAGUGGAU